UCACGACUCUGCAUAAACAAUUUGGGCUCGACACUGGCAGAAGUGAGAAGAUCUGCCUGCUAAAUAUGUCUAAUGGGUAAUCUUGACAUCUGAUUCCUCACCACGAUGCCUGUUUUGUUGGCCUCUCUCGAUGUACGCGACUGAAGUAUCAGCUGAGUUGACGAAAACACUGGAUCUGGAUGAGCAUGAACCAUCUGUAAGAGCGUGACAGAACCAUCAGAAUAUGGAAAUAAUGGCCGUGAACGCAUCGGCCACCUCCCCUGCCACGGCAACUCUUCCUCCGUCUCCCGUUCUUCAAGAAGACGGUUUCCCCCUCGCCUCCCUGGACAGUGAGGAGUAUGUCUUUGUGGAGGCUCGCCAUCCCAACAAGGUGCUCGAAGGCCUCAACAGUCUGCGCUUGAACAAUGCCUUCUGUGAUGUGACACUGUGCUGCGGAGGACAGGAGUUCCCGUGCCAUAGAAUCGUGCUGGCGUCCUUCAGCUCUUAUUUUCAGGCCAUGUUCUCCACUGACCUGAUGGAGUCGCGCCAGGAGCGCGUGGCCAUCAACGGCGUGGAGCCCCAGAUGAUCGGCAUGCUGGUCAGCUACGCCUACACGGCCGAGGUGGUCAUCUCCAAGGCCAAUGUGCAGGCUCUGCUGGCGGCGGCUAACCUGCUGGACGUGAUGGCGGUGCGCGAGGCCUGCUGCCGCUUCAUGGAGCGCCAGAUGGACGAGAUGAACUGCGUGGGCAUCCACUGCUUCGCCGAGGCCCACUCCUGCCACGAGCUGGAGAAGCGCAGCAUGGACUACAUCCAGCAGCACUUCAGCACCGUCUGCCAACAGGAGGAGUUCCUGUCCCUGUGUGCCGACAAGCUGACAGAGAUCAUCUCCAGUGACCACCUGAAUGUGCCAAAAGAGGAGACGGUGUUUGAAGCGGCCAUGCUCUGGCUGAACAAGACCACCUCACGCAGACAGAGCUUUGAGAAGGUGCUUGAACACAUCCGGAUGCCCCUGAUAAGCCCGUACUACAUCCACGACGUGAUCGAGGGGCUGGAGGUGGUGAAGGAGUCUCUCACGUGCCAGAGGCUGAUCUCGGAGGCCAAGGACUACAUGCUGCUACAGGACCGCCGAGGAGAGCUCUACGGCCCCAGAGCCCGACCCCGACGCUCCACAGGCACAGCGGAGGUGAUUGUGACCGUUGGUGGGGAGGAUGACAAGGUGGUGCUGCGGAGUGUGGAGAGUUUUGACCCCCUGACCAACCAGUGGAAGAGCCUCGCCUGUCUCCCAUUCGCUGUCAGUAAACAUGGUUUAGUUGUAUCAGGCACCAUGUUGUACCUGGCGGGUGGUGAGUUCCCCGACGGUUCAGCCAGCCGGGAGAUGUGGCGCUACGACCCCUGCUUUGACGCCUGGCUGGAGAUGGCCCCCAUGAAUGUAGCGCGCUCCGAACUGGGUCUGGUCAUGUUGGACGGCUAUGUGUUCGCUGUGGGCGGUUGGGAGGGCCGCUCUCGUCUGGACACAGUGGAGUGCUACAACCCUCACACCAACAGCUGGCAGUUCAUGGAGUCGGUCAAGAUGGCGGUCACAAGCCCUGCUGUGGUGGCACUCGACGGCCUUCUCUACGUCACGGGUGGAGCUGUUCUUGAGGACGGAGAUGGUACCGAUCUGGCACAGGUGUACAACCCAAAGACCUGCGCCUGGACAGAGGUGGCCCCCAUGCAGAUAGCUCGCUCUGGAUCCGCUGCCUGUACCUUAAAGGGCAAGAUUUACGUUAUAGGGGGCUGGCAUGCCUCCACUGAGAACACAGACAAGGUGGAGUGCUACGACCCGAAGACCAACCAGUGGACCAUGUGUGCCCCCAUGAAGGAGAGGCGAUACCGGCCUGGCGUGGCUGUGGUGGACGGCAAGAUUUAUGUCCUGGGAGGAGAGGAAGGGUGGGACAGGUACCAUGACACCAUCGAGCGGUACUCUGAGGAGUCGGACAGCUGGGAGAUCGUGGGGGAGAUGCCUACCAGUCGCAGCUGGCUGAGCUGCGUGUCCAUGCAGCUGAGGAAGGACACUGGCGGGGGAAGCAGCCCUGGGGCCACCACCGAGACCGAGUUCCUGGAGGUGGAGUGAAGGGCCUCAGCCUCAGCUACGCUGACACUCCUGACUAGUCAUAGCACGGUUGGAAGAGGCAACAUCUGCCAGCACUUUUCCUUGCCGAGGAGUAAGACGACCAUUAUGACGACGACAAUGACAAAGAUGACACACGGUCCCUUACUGAGUGACAGCCAUAGAGAUCGGUGUCUCCAUUAAGAGACACAUCCCAAUCCUGUGUUACACUAUGGGCAGUUGCUAAAACAGACUUUGAACUAAUCCUUCGCUCCUGUGAAGGUUUUAAGCACACCACAUGCCUCAUCAGGUGGGUCCAUUCCAGUUUCCAAGGGUGGAGGUCUAGGUUACUUACACAUACACACCCGGGAGAGCAUAUUGAGUUUCGUUUUUCUUUUUCCUGUUGUGAAUGUAAUCUUGUCAAGUCAUUCUGCUCUGGAGUGUAAACAUGUGACGUGAACACAGUCCCAUAAUGGGCUUUGUUUUGUAGCAUCCAUUUUAGUAUUUGUGUCGUUUCUCUGUAGUCUUUUUUGUAAGCUUAGUAAUUUUUGUACAGUAUUUUCUAUUGUGGUGUUAAUUUUUGUAUUUAUUAAUCCGUUAUGUAUAAAAAAAAGACGUCUAGUACAUUUUUUGCCUUAUGGGUAUGCCUGCUACUUCUCAGCGUUAAAGAGAUGCCAUUUAUGUGGGUUAUAGCAUCACUGGAUUUAAUUAGUGCUUUAAGACAAUCAGGUUAUUGCCCUUUAAGUCAAGGGUUAUGUUAAUGAAUCUGUUUUGUUUAAUGUGCAAACCUCAAAAAAAAGUCUACCUGAAGUAUGUGUGCUAAUAAAUAAAGUACUGAAUAUUAAAAACUG
This is a messenger RNA of Engraulis encrasicolus (European anchovy), 2919 nucleotides long. Its product is annotated as kelch-like protein 20. The transcript is spliced from 12 exons. The record is from RefSeq and is a predicted model, not a curated record. Lineage: Eukaryota; Metazoa; Chordata; Actinopteri; Clupeiformes; Engraulidae. Gene Ontology annotation, molecular function: protein binding. The coding region runs from base 224 to 2092 and encodes 622 amino acids.